Molecule: messenger RNA, 1317 nt
Organism: Rotaria sp. Silwood1
Lineage: Eukaryota; Metazoa; Rotifera; Eurotatoria; Philodinida; Philodinidae
Source: the annotation of a GenBank genome assembly
AUGACCAGUUCCAUAUUAGAAGAAAAUGAUUCUGAUUAUUUUGACGAUGAAAAUAGUGGUUCGGAAACAGAAGAUCAUGAAAGUCAAACAUCGGAUGAUGAUGAUGAAAUUGAUUUAGAAAAUCUUAAAUUAAAUGAUAAUUCUACUUGGCAGAGUUUAUAUAAUUCCAAAUCUGCUGGAUUGACCGAAGUUACUGCAAAUAUUUCAUCAAUUGAAGAUGCAUUUCUUUCUUUUAUACCAGAAAAAAUGCUUGAAAAAAUUUUAAUUUAUUCAAACAUCGAAUAUAGUCAAAGCGUCACUUCCACUGAAAAAUCAAAAGAAAUAGCUAUGAUUGAAUUAAAAGCUUUUAUUGGACUUUUAUUACUUGCUGGUUUAUUAGGAAAAUCGAGGACAGAUUUACAAUGUUUAUGGAGAAGAAGUUCAUUAGAAUCUCCGAUCUUCAAAGCUACCAUCUCAAGAAGUCGUUUUCAAAAGAUUAUUGCUUGUUUACGUUUCGACUACAAAAAAACACGAGAAGAAAGAAAAAAAACAGAUAAAUUUGCCGCAAUUCGUGAAGUUUGGUCUUAUUUUCAAGAUAAUAUGCAAAAGUGUUAUACACCAGAAUCUGAUAUCACUAUUGAUGAACAACUAUUAGGAUUUCGUGGAAAAUGUCCUUUUCGACAGUAUAUGCCCAAGAAACCUGAUAAAUAUGGAUUAAAAUUUUGGUUAUGUGUUGAUGUAGAUUCACAUUACGUAUUCAAUGCAUUUCCUUAUCUUGGACGACAACCGACGGAAAAAAGACAAACCCAAAUAGGUGCCAGAGUAGUUUUAGAAUUGCUCAAACCACUUUAUGGUUCAAGCAGAAAUGUUACAAUGGAUAAUUUUUUUACAAGUGUUCCAUUAGCCAAAGAACUUCAAGCAAAAAAUUUAUCUCUUAUAGGAACAUUGCGAAAAAAUAAACCGGAAAUACCUAUAGAAUUCCAGUCAAGUAAAAAUCACGAAGUUGGCUCUUCGCUGUUUGGUUUUCAGGAUGGUUUAACUAUAGUUUCAUUUGUACCUAAAUACAACAAGGCCGUUUUACUACUUUCAUCCAAACAUCACGAUAGCCAAGUGGAUAAUCAAACUGGUAAACCAAUUAUUAUUUUGGAUUAUAAUAAAACAAAAGGAGCUGUUGACACAAUUGAUCAAUUAUGUCACAAAUAUACGUCAGCUCGACUACAUGAAGAAGAAUUAUUUCGACCACUUGUAUUAUUAUUAAGUCGUCAAAAUUCUAGUUGGACGGCAUCUGAUAUUGCAAAUUUCUUCGAACAGUCAGACAAUCCACCAAAUUUAAAUUGA